This is a messenger RNA of Cetraspora pellucida, 276 nucleotides long. Lineage: Eukaryota; Fungi; Glomeromycota; Glomeromycetes; Diversisporales; Gigasporaceae. The record is from the annotation of a GenBank genome assembly.
GACUUAACCUUUGAGGAAAACACAACUAGUAUCCCUAUUUCAAAACAUGGUUUACUUUCAAUAGAAGCUAAUCACAAGAACACAAAUAAUGAAACACCUGCUACAAACUAUGACCAAGAUAUAACAAUGAAACCAUUAGACUGUAACAAAGAAAACAAAACUAAAGAGAAAGAAUUUACUUUGGUUACUUCAAAAAAGAACAACCAAAAAGAAUACAAGAAGAAAACUCUUACAACAAAUGAGAAAAGUAAUAAGAGUAAAACAAAGAAUGUCUGA